AAUGCGGUCUCAGGGCUAGGAGGGAAAUGUUCUUGGCGUCUCAUUCGCCCAGAAGGGAAUCGAUCAUGGGGCGCGCGGCAGCGACGUAGCAGUGAGCGACAAGCAGCAGCAGCGGUGGAGGACCCCGCCGGAGCUCUCUCCCUCGUGUGCGGCGCGCGAGAAAGGUGCAGAGGGCGCUGUGGCCAGGGCAGCCCCUCUUCAGCCCCCCCCCCUCCCCGUAUAACAGGCGAGCGGCCGUGGGCCGGCGGCACAGUCGUGCCCUGAGGCUUGAUCGGGUGGAGUUCGGUCGGCAUCGUGUGCUCCUACCAGUUUGUGUGUUCCCUCCCGUGUGCUACUGCUGCUGCGACUGCGUUUCGCGCCACCCCAUGGCGCCCCCGCGUGGGCCCUGAGUUGCGACACCCAUGAGUUCGUACCAGUUCGUCAACUCGCUGGCCUCCUGCUACGGCCAGCAGCGAGGCCAGGACACGGACUACUACACGCCGCAGGUGCAACCGUAUGCCGCCACCGGCUGCUACAGCGGCCCGGCGUCGCCCGUGCAGCCGUACGGCGGACCGUACAGCCAGCCGGCGGCGCACCUGCAGAACGGCGGCGCCGAGCACGGCUUUCCCGGCUGCGGCCAGCGGCUCCCCGGCGGCGCGGGACACCCGAGUCCGCGCACGCCCACGCCGUCCGCGGCCAGCUGCAAGUACGCGGCACCCGAGUCGACGGCCGCGUCGCCUCAAGACCUGAGCGCCUCGAGUACCCAGUCGCCGUCGAGCCCCGAGACGCGAGGCUCGUCGCCGUCGCCGGUACAGCCCGCGCAGGGUGCGCACAGCAGUCCGCCGAGGAGCGCGGCGGCCGCAGCGCAGGCCACGCCGACAGCUGGGAGCCAACCGCAGCAGCAACAACCGCAGCCGCAGCAGCAGCAGUCGUCGCAGCAGAAGCCCGCUUACCCCGCCAACCCGCCACAGAUCUACCCCUGGAUGCGAAAAGUCCACGUCGGCCAGAACGGCGUGAACGCCAUGGGUGAGACCAAGCGGCAGCGGACGUCGUACACGCGGUACCAGACGCUGGAACUCGAAAAGGAGUUCCACUUCAACCGCUACCUGACGCGGCGGCGGCGCAUCGAAAUCGCGCAUGCGCUCUGCCUCUCGGAGCGGCAGAUCAAGAUCUGGUUCCAGAACCGGCGCAUGAAGUGGAAGAAGGAGCACAAGAUGGCCAACACCAUUCCACCCCAGAUCCCGCAGGUGAUCCCCGACCACCAUCCGCACAUGCACAGCGAAACCAAGGCGUAGGCAGGGCAGUUGCUGCCGUUCUCAUAACAACCGUUUGUUUGCCCUCUCUUGUUUCUCCCGUUCGACAUGCCCGCAGAACAGACGAGAAAAAUGAAGGAAGGAGACGAGGGAAAGAAAAAAAAAUAACGCGAAGGGAAAGAAGAAAAGAUUGAAAGAAAAAAAAAAGUACAGUCGAUACCGCCUCGUUAUAGUUCGUUUGUUCAAGUUCGCUCGUUUUCUUAAGCUCUUCGUCUCUGUCGUGAAAGGCGUCUUAGAGUUCUUUCUUUCUUUUUUUUUCUUUUUCCCCCCCUUUCGUCGCUCCUCGAACUCGCAACUUCACGCGUGCGCGCGGUUACGAGACGCGCCUGUCAAACCGAUCCCUUUUCGACUGAUCUCCCGCAUGCUAGGCGGCAUUAAUUACAAUAACCCCGGCGAACUCACAUUCGAAAACGAAAACUGAAGCCUUCGUGCGAUCAGAGGAAUUUCACUUACACGCGAAUUCGGUGGCGAAACUCGACGCAGAAGCGUCAUUCCACCGUUAGUUCUGUUCCUAUGCUAACCGCAGCGUUUACCUUCCGUACAGCUGCCGUCGCCAACUUCAACUUACUCAGGGGAUCUGUCUAAUACACGCGCGCAAAGUGGUCGCGAGGUAGUUGCGUUCCACUGGCGCCUCCCAGAUGUAAACACACCAAUCCUAAGAAAUGUAAUUUCCCGGAUACUGCGACCUGCUUAAUGCGUGGUUCCUUUAUCAUCCAGCAAGAUGUUCUUGUAUCUCGAAAGAAUCUUGCUUUUAUUUGGCGCGCCAGGGCGACUACUGUCCUGAGCGUUAACUUGUCAAUUUAUUCCCGUCUAGUCCAAGGCCCAUGACAAACAAGAGAUCGUCGAAGUUCCGAAAUUUCAAAACAGGACUCAAAAACUAUUUUCUGUAUUUACAAUACAAUACUCAUUCCUACCUGGCGGUUUGCGACGUGCGGCUGUAUUUCCUCUGAUGCGCGCGCCGGCUUCUAUCGGAAAGCUCCCCCAAAACCUGUCCGUCAUAUGCCUUUGGAACCGAUGGCAACCCCCCUCCCCCUCCACCCUUGCUUGCUUUCGGCUGCCAUGUGCGUACAGAGCUUCUUCUUUUUCACUUCUCUCGGAGGAAACGUACCGUGACCAAACUUGAAAGAAAAAAAAAAAUAACCACAAGCAAAUGGCCCGAAAGAAACAAAAGAAAGAAAGAACCAUCCGCCGCCAUGCAUACACCGCCUCAGUGAAGCGAGCUCCGACGAACGCCAUCUGGUGCCGGUUCUUCAACUCUUUGCCCACCCAUAGCUAAAUUGCCGAGCGGUACACUUAAUUAUGUUGCUCCCCCACAAAAAAAGAGUUCACGCUAUUGGUGGAUUACGCUUCGGACUUGCAUUGUAACUCACGUUGUAAGGAAUGCAACCAAUUUAGCGAGUUCAGACGAGUAUCGAAAACGUGCCACGUAACAUACGUGUGGUGAAGCACACCCAGCCGGAGCCUUGCGUACCAGCACAAGGCUUCAGAAAUGCUAUUCUGCUGCUAUUAUCAUUUGAUAACGGCCAAAGCGUCAGACGGUCCGGUUUUGGAAAUCAAAUUUGUUCGGUGUUGUGCACUCUGCUAUUUGAACAGUGUAGGAGUAAUUUAAGGUAGACAUAUGUGCAGGCCCAAGAAACAUGAUAGCCGCAAUCUUUCGCUGAAUUUGAAUUGACAGUUGCGAUUGGCCUGCAUUUCAUCACCGGUCGAUAACCUGCCCAGAUGAGUUCGUCGCAGCUUCGCCCUUCCAAAAAAUAAAAAAAAACGAACUAACUGCCUUUUUAUAUCGGAGAUUACGCUUCGCAACCAAAACUAAAAAAAAAAAAAAAGAAACGAGCAGAACUGUUUAAAGGCAGCCCUGAUCCUCCUCACCGGAGGAAGGCAGCUAUCUCGUGCGGUGUGUCUAAGCAGUGAAGCUAACGUCUUUUCGGGAAACAAACAAACAAACAUGAGAAUAACAACGACUGUCUUAUCUACGCGCGUGGUGAUCGACAUAAUGGGCUAAGCAGAGCUCAGGCCGUGGAUCCUUACGAAAUUUAAAAGUCUAUACGACAAACUCACAUCGCGAAAAUCGCGCAAACAAGUCGUAUAACAAGAAGGGCAAAAAAGAAUGAAGAAAAGCAAACUGCCUGCCGUCAUUUGACUGACGGGCAUACCAGCAGUUUAUAACACAAAAGGGAUCCGGCCAAGGAAUAGCUUUCCCCAGGAGUGCAUGUCGCGGUCAUACGUGUGGUAUAUACAUACUACGACAAAAACAAGAGACAAAACAGCGACGACGAAAAAAGAAGAGAAAAGAAAGAGCACCAUACUCGGAAAACACGACCCGUGUGGCAGUGACUUCCGCAAGGCAAGAAACGUGACCGACGCUGCGCGCUCGAGCCAUUACGACUCGCGCCAACCAACCAGCGCACACUUCACCCAUUCCCAUCGUCUUGGUCCGAACGCCUUCCGAGGCGUGGAAACACCGUCGUAUAACUUCGAGGAAGCAGCGACUCGGAAAAGGCCUUCGCCGUGAACACGCCUCCAAGUAUACGAGGACUGGCUUUUACGAUGCGUACGGCCUCUCCCCGCCAGAUGAACGUCGCCUUGCGGUGUCUUCUUCUUCGGCGUGUCACCCAGGGAAGAGUCGUGUAUCGACAAGCACCCGGGACGCUCGCGCAAGCGAGUCACCAUCAACGACCACCACCCUCCUCCGUCACCCUUCCUCAUCCGAGUGAGUGAGUGAACUUUACGGUGAUGGAGACGAGGAGCAACGGGUUGCGUUCUUCUCGUUCGUCAGCGCUGUGUGCUGUGAAAAACACGUGCCCUGAAAACAGACUCUCAGGCAACGCCACGCACCUCGAGCCAAGUGUGUAUACGCUCUAAAAGCAACGGCGGCGCACGUCACCAACACUGGCCGACGGCACCCAAUUAAAAAAAAAAAAAAAAACCGUGUGUGACACCGCUGAAAACACACACAUACACACUGAAAAGAAGGAACAAAAAGAAAAGAUAUAUUUAUAUAUAAAGUAUGUAUGAUCUGUAAAGUAAAACGAGGGGGUAACCAGGGCAGUGAUAGAAAGGAUCCAAACAAACAAACAAAAACAAGAGAGAGAGCUAAAAGUUGUACCACACACUCGCGAAAACACACAAAACACACUCUCACACACACACACACACCGAAAGGAGGAACGACACACAAAACACACGCGAAGGACUGUGUGACCACGAACUGUUUUCCCCCUCUCCCUCUAUCGUCUCCAAUGCUGCAAUUGUUCAAGCGACGUCAUCGUUCGCCACUGCGUCCUCCAACCGCCGAGCUGCGCUGCUGAGGCGUCAAGCCGCAGCGGCAGCUCGCAGCGUUCGACAAUACACGGGCCAAGGCAAAGAGACAAGGAAAGAAAAGAAAGAAACUGUUCUCUCUCCCGGAUACGGAUUGACUUUUUGACGCGCUUUGGGUGAUGAUGCCUAUACACGGUGGACGCUAUGUGAGACGGUGCCUAAAUGUGUGUCGGUGUCUUUAGGCAUGCCACGCGAAAACAACCGGGAGCUGAAAGGUGAAGCUAGUGACGCAGGGCGAAAGAAAAGUGUCGUAUUAACGUGAGCGCACACUCAGGGGUCAGUACACGGCGGGCUCUGGAGUGGCUCACUGCUGAUGGGGAAAGGAAAAAGAAAGGUGGUUGGGAAAGAGAAGCCAAGGCAGAGGCAAAAAAAGUUGAAACUCAGUAAUUUAAGAAGAACGCGAGUGAAAGAGAUUUGAAGCUGACGAGAAGUGUGAAGUGUGCCCCCUUUGUUUUUUCGUUUCCUAUAGAUUUGCCCUCCUAGCCGAGCGUGUUAUGUUGAGGUCUCUGAUAGCUGUACAAUUGUUUUCCUGGAAGUGUUGUUGUGCGAAAAAGGUGUUGUGAAUGGUAUAAUGCUUCGUUUCUUCGUGACACGAGCGAACUGUUUUUGCUUGCUUCAUUUUUCGCACCGAUGGCUCAGUGCAUUUGUUUGGCCCCCUGCUGGCUAUGAGUGGAAUGUAUGGAGAGAUGAACCUGUGUUCACUGGCUGUUUAUUAUUAUUAUUUGUGGUCACCAGCGUGCUACUUUUCCUUGUCUCAGGUUUUUACGCCUACACCACUAACACUGGUGAAAUUAAGAAGGAAUGUACAAUAUUGAUUUUAUUUUUACAUUUUCACAUGUUACCUGGAGCAUUCGGUGAGAAACCCUAUACGCUUGUUUUGAGAAUGUGGUUGUGAAUUUCUUGUGUACAUAGGUUAUUUUACAUGAGUUUUUUUUUUCUUACCAUUUCAAAGAGUGUGAAUAUGUGCUGCUCAUUUACUGGUUGGUUCGUGUUUAUUUUAUUCUCUUUUUGAGGAGUGAACCGAUGAUGUGCUACAGAGUCAUGCCAAGAAGGAAACAAACAACUAUGGUAAAAGAAACCUGAUGAAACAGAUGUAUGUUCGGAGGCAAGCAAGAGAAUCGUGGUUCGUGCCAUAUUGUUCUCGAUUUGCUGAUCUCUCCUUAUAGUGCUAAUUUAUUGCGUUUGCAUUUAUACCGUGACAGAGGUUGGAAAACCGUUUUUGGCUUUUUGCUCACCGGUACACGGUUACCAUUAGAGUUUCGUCUCGCCUUGCAUAAAACAUGUCACGGCGUGCGAUUGGUCGCGCAGUGGACGCGUUGGAAUAAUAAACAGGGGUGAACGCAGGGGCCCGGGGGGCCAGCAAUUUAGGGUCGACCCCCGCGGAAAAUUGUAAGAAUGGUCGGUAAGUGCGAGCCCUCGCAAAGAAGUCUCAGUUCGCGUUCGCAUAGUGACAUUUCCCAUUCUAAUCGAACACGAUUAUUCGAAAACGUGUGACUUCGGAUGUCGAAUCGAAGACGGAGUACCUUUUUGUUGCUUACGUGGACGAGGAGUUAGUCCAGAAAUAUAUUGUUUAUGACCUUCAAUGCACGCAUUUCUAUACUCAAUUCAGCUGAGCAGCUUGCGGAUGAAAAAACAAAGUCAGAAUUCACAGCAGGUCCUGGUUGACCUGCAAUUGGCACUGUACAACGGCUGGUAGACUAAGUUCACAGGCCUUGUUACAUAAUAAUCACAUGUAUUCGUCCACAUUUGAAUAUUCGAAGAAGUCGAACAUCAUAUUCAAUCGAUUGCAAACAAACAUACUCGACUGACAUUCGAUCAUUUGAAUAUUCGCGCAUUUCUCAUUCAUUGAUUCGCAGGCACCUCCUCCAAAAGUGCACAGGGUCCGAAGAGCAGUUAAUUCGCUGGGAACGCUCUUUGCGCCCAACAAAAUGUUUACUGAGACGGCCAUGGGGCUCUGCCUGCCAAAUCUCGCCCAAGAGAGAGAUAUAGACAAAACACUCGUUCCCCACAGCUGAAGUCAUCCGCGCCCCGCCCGCUUCAAAAGUAGGCGGGGCCGCGAAGACGCCGCCCGACCGACCAAUCGCACGCCGACGCUUGUGUCCAUUUCACCGCUUUGCUUGUAUAGAAGCGCCAUUUGCAUGGCGAGUCCUCUCGACCCGAAUUAUUUGAAGAAGGAAAAAAAUCCGAAGUCAGUUUUUUCAGAUAUAUAUAUAAAUAUAUAUAUGUAUACACAAACAUUACUAUUUAUGUAGUGCUUUCCAUCCACGUUCAUUUUAGUGGGAGGCGUACGAGAACAGCGGCGCGAAGGCAGUCCUUUGUACAUCGUGGUGCUGAGGGUCGUCUUUUCACCUUUCUGGCCGAUCACGCCUUACAGAGGCGGCACACGCCUGUCUUCUGAAGUUUUGCCGUUUCCAAAGAUGAAGCUACAGCGAUGAACGGCUGUAGCCGAGCGCCGACGAACAUUUUUUAUGCAGCCUUUGCAGCGCUUAGCAUUUGGCGUACACAUAUGAUUAGAGUAUUUGAGUUGAAGAGUGCCGGUCAGCAAGUUACGACAUUGCUACAGCUUCUAUGUGCACCUUGUUGCGAACGCUGCCAAGGGCGCUUUGUAGUCACUGACUCUUCGGUUAGACUUCGAGUACUUGCUUCAAAAGCAUGCUUUGAAAGCCUGACAGGUUCACAACGUUUGUAAGCCUAAUGUGGUCACAAUUGACAAGUUCCUCGUGUUCUCAAAUGAAAAGACUCGACAUCAGGCCCGUAGCCAGGGGCCCGUAGCCAGGGGCCCGUAGCCAGGGGCCCGACCAACCCCCCCCCCCCCUCCGUAAUUUUGAUCUCUACCUAAAAUAAUUAUUGAAAAAUAGGUGCUUUCCUCAAAUAGUCAGAGCCUUCAGCAAGUGCCCCCCCCCCCCCCUCCCCUGAAAAGGUUCCUGGCUACGGGCCUGCUCCACAUGUUCUUUUGCUGCUGUCGAUAACAAGGUAAACUUGCAGGUGCAGCAGUAAUAUUGAUGCGUCUUUCCAGCUGAGUAUGGUUAUCUCAGAUCGCAGCAUCUCUGUAGGCCAAGUGCUUGCAGCCCAAUAUCAAUUCGUCUCGCGCUUCUCGAAUACAUCGAUAAAGUCCACUUUAAAUAACAACAACAACAACAAAUCAGUGGCACACUAGCUGCACCCGUGUCCUGUUUGUACGUGUGAGACCGACGUGAGCUGCGUCACUAACUGUACUGCUACGGGACUGAAGCUCACAAUCCUGCAUUUCCAUUGUAUCAGCACGGCAAAAGCAGCAAAAGAACGUUUCAGCGUAGCGUUGGUCCUAAGAGUCACUCCAAGUUGGUCGUUAUAUCAUUACCGCCCUAUGCCGGGUGCCACCUGUGCAUGUAUAGUGGGACCGGGCAGGGAGCAAGCAAGGAGAAGCUGGCAGCUUGCUGGUGGGGUAAGGUUAAGCGGUAAUCACCGUUAUGCCAGAGCUCUUUUCGAACUUUUGAAAAGCUGUAAGUGACGGCCAGAAGGUCCCCUCAGCACCGCGGCGCGCCGCUGUUGGACCGGUGUAUAAGGUGCGGUAGUCAUUGAGGAACAGUGCGUGGUUCGGUAACUGCGCGUCACGCAGGAGUUUGGUCGGAUAUCGAACGCUGGUUGCGGAGGCACCCUGUUCUUCUCCAGAGCAGUGUGUACAUGUCAGAUAGGAUUACGCGCGUAGUGGUCGUCGUCGUUCUUCGUCGUCGUCGUUGUAAGCAGCGCAGGAACGAGCAGCAGAGAUCGCGCAGCGGUGACUGGAAGCUGCUCGUUAUUUUUAGACUCGCCUGGGCGAGGAAGGAAGAAGCGUAUUAGGCGUCCGUUGCCCGUGCGUGCGUGCAUGUCCCGCCCGCCGUAUAGGCAGCUUUUUAUUUCCCGCUCCGCACUUCUCGAGCGGGUAUAUAAGGCGGAUAAUAAAACAAAACAAAAGCAAUGCCUUUGGUUCCGGCGUCAGGUGCAUGUAGGACGGCAGGAGAGAGAAAGCCCCCCCUCUGUAGGCGAGCGAGAAAACCGUGCAAGAGAGACUGGGCCUUUUCGAGACUAUUCUGUGUAAAUAUUUGAUACCCUUCAUCAGGAUCGCCCGGCAGCUCGAUACUUAUAUAAAUACCGCAUAUACAGACAAACGAGGUGCACAUAGCUGUAUACGCGACAUCAAGCGAGAAAGAAGGAAGAAGUGUGAAAAAAAGUAUAUAUAUAUAUAUAUAUAUACACUCACACACACGCCGCUGCAUCUACACCACAUCAAUGUCGCAUUCCAUUGUUCAUGCGGAAGGAAAAAAGAAUAUUACAACAAUGUAUUGACGUGAAGCCCUACCUUUGUUGGUUCUGUCAUAAUUCAUAGUGUCGUACCUCCUGACCACUUCGUUCCCUCCCUACCGCCCCCUCUCACUCCCCCCCCCCCCCUUUCCAUGUGUUGAUCCCGGUCCUAAUAGUGUAUAGUUCGUCACCGCGAGUGUGUAAACGUCUCUUGUUUUAUUGUUUCGUUUCUUGUUUCCCGCGCGAUGAGAUGGAGUCGUGUGACGCAAAAGCAUACUCAGAGAGCUGCGGUUGGUGCAAAGAGAAUACGGCCAAGUUGCAAGGUUGUGGUGGGGAAAAAAAAGGGGGGGGAUGGGGGUGGGAGGAGCAACCAUGGCAACGCUUUGAUCCGAAGUGGCACCCCGUUUUGUUUGUGUGCAAAAUGGAAACGCUGACGAAAGGACCUCCUAUCGAGACAAAAUUGUGAGCGGAAAAAAAAAUUGUCCGAUGCCUGUUAGUGUACUCAUGCGUGGGUGAUUUCAAGCAAAGCCGGGUCGUUCUCACCUUCUUGCUAUACCAGUGCAUUACUUGGAAGUCAUGAACUGUGUAUGAACUAAGCUGUCAUUAAAAUGUGGUUGAUGUCACGGACAA
Molecule: messenger RNA, 9500 nt
Organism: Dermacentor silvarum
Lineage: Eukaryota; Metazoa; Arthropoda; Arachnida; Ixodida; Ixodidae
Product: homeobox protein Hox-B5
Exons: 2
Coding region: 402-1274 (290 amino acids)
Biological process (GO): regulation of transcription by RNA polymerase II; anterior/posterior pattern specification
Cellular component (GO): nucleus
Molecular function (GO): DNA-binding transcription factor activity, RNA polymerase II-specific; RNA polymerase II cis-regulatory region sequence-specific DNA binding
Source: RefSeq, a predicted model, not a curated record